AUGGCUGGAGCUAUCGCUCAGUCGUCGCUCGUCUCCGCGAGCGUGGUCCUUCAUGGCGGUAACAAGUCUUCUCGACGCUCGCGGCGCCCGUCGUCAACCGUCGCCAGCGUCGCAGCCCCUCGUUCGCUUCAAUCAUUCACGGGACUAAGGCGUCCCGGCCAAGCUGACGUGACACUCAGGGGCUCUCCAUCGUUGGCAGCGAUAGUUGCGAAGCAGACGAAAGCCGGCUCGUCCGGCGCCGCCAAACGCGGCGUCGCUGUCGCCAUGUUCGAGCGCUUCACAGAGAAGGCGAUCAAGGUGAUCAUGCUCGCGCAGGAGGAGGCGCGGCGGCUCGGACACAACUUCGUGGGCACGGAGCAGAUCCUCCUGGGGCUCAUCGGCGAGGGCACGGGGAUCGCCGCCAAGGUGCUCAAGUCGCUGGGCGUCAAUCUCAAGGAGGCGCGCGUCGAGGUCGAGAAGAUCAUCGGCCGCGGCUCGGGGUUUGUGGCCGUGAUCCGUAUGGUGGGCGAGAGUGCGGAGGCCGUGGGCGCCGGCGUGGGCGGUGGCAGCAGUGGCAAUUCCAAGAUGCCAACGCUGGAGGAGUAUGGCACCAACCUCACCAAGCUUGCUGAGGACGGCAAGUUGGAUCCAGUGGUGGGGCGUGUGGCACAGAUCGAGCGAGUCACCCAGAUCCUGGGUCGCCGCACCAAGAACAACCCCUGCCUCAUUGGCGAGCCGGGCGUGGGCAAGACCGCCAUUGCUGAGGGCCUCGCACAGCGGAUUGCUUCUGGAGACGUGCCUGAGACGCUGGAGGGGAAGAAGGUCGUGACACUAGACAUGGGUCUGCUUGUCGCCGGGACAAAGUACCGUGGAGAAUUCGAGGAGCGGCUGAAGAAGCUGAUGGACGAGAUCAAGCAGGCGGACGACAUCAUCCUCUUCAUCGAUGAGGUGCACACGCUCAUCGGCGCGGGGGCCGCCGAGGGCGCAAUCGACGCAGCCAACAUCUUAAAGCCCGCCAUGGCGCGAGGGGAGCUGCAGUGCAUCGGCGCGACGACGAUUGACGAGUACAGGAAGCACAUUGAGAAGGACCCGGCGCUCGAGAGGCGGUUCCAGCCGGUGCAGGUGCCGGAGCCGACCGUGGAUGAGACGAUUCUCAUUCUCAAGGGGCUGAGGGAACGCUAUGAGAUUCACCACAAGCUCAAGUAUACUGAUGAGGCGCUCGCUGCUGCGGCCCAGCUGUCCUACCAGUACAUCAGUGACCGCUUCCUGCCAGACAAGGCAAUCGACUUGAUCGACGAGGCAGGGUCCCGGGUGCGGCUGCAGCACGCGCAGCUACCAGAGGAGGCCAAGGAGCUGGACAAGCAGCUGCGGCAGAUCACCAAGGAGAAGAACGACGCCGUUCGCAACCAGGAAUUUGAAAAGGCCGGCGACUUGCGCGACCAGGAGAUGGACCUGAAGACGCAGAUCAACGCUAUCAUGGAGAAGAGCAAAGAGACGAACAAGGCAGAGAUCGAAGCUUCCGGUGGUGCGAUCGGCCCAACAGUCACCGAAGCAGAUAUUCAUAGCAUUGUGUCCGCGUGGACGGGCAUUCCAGUGGAGAAGGUUUCGAGUGAUGAGAGCAACCGGCUGCUGCAGAUGGAGGGCACGCUGCACAAGCGAGUAAUUGGCCAGGACGAGGCGGUGAAGGCGAUCUCCCGCGCGAUCCGGCGCGCCCGCGUCGGGCUGAAGAAUCCCAACCGUCCGAUCGUGAGCUUCAUCUUUUCCGGGCCGACUGGGGUGGGGAAAUCGGAGCUGGCAAAGUCUCUCGCGGCGUAUUAUUUCGGGUCGGAAGAGGCAAUGGUUCGGCUGGACAUGUCUGAGUUCAUGGAGAGGCAUACUGUGUCGAAGCUGAUUGGCUCGCCGCCCGGUUACGUGGGGUACAGUGAGGGCGGGCAGCUGACGGAGGCGGUGCGAAGAAGGCCGUAUACGGUGGUGCUGUUUGACGAAAUCGAGAAGGCCCACCCUGAUGUCUUCAACAUGAUGCUGCAGAUUCUGGAGGACGGGCGUCUGACGGACAGCAAGGGCCGUACAGUGGACUUUAAGAACACGCUCCUCAUCAUGACAUCGAAUGUCGGUUCAUCCGUGAUCGAGAAGGGCGGCGGAGGCAUCGGCUUCCAGCUGGACUACGGCGAGAAGGACACGAGCUACAACAGAAUCAAAUCCCUAGUGAAUGAGGAGCUGAAGCAGUAUUUUAGGCCGGAGUUUCUGAUCCGGCUGGACGAGAUCAUUGUGUUCCGCCAGCUGACGAAGCAGGAGGUGAAGGAGAUCAGCGAUAUCAUGCUGAAGGAGGUGUUUGACAGGCUCAAGAAGAAGGACAUCGACUUGCAGGUGACGGAGAGGUUCAGAGACAGAGUGGUUGACGAAGGCUACAGUCCUUCCUACGGCGCCCGGCCGCUGCGGCGAGCCAUCAUGCGGCUUCUUGAAGACAGCAUGGCAGAGCGCAUGCUCUCAGGGGAGAUCAAGGAGGGCGACAGUGCCAUCAUUGAUGUGGAUGCUGAUGGGAAUGUGACUGUGCUGAAUGGCAACACUGGCACUGCUACGUCUACCGUCAUUGAGGCCCCUGCUGGGAUCUCUUAG
This is a messenger RNA of Closterium sp. Naga37s-1, 2595 nucleotides long. The record is from the annotation of a GenBank genome assembly. NCBI's taxonomy places the organism in Eukaryota, Viridiplantae, Streptophyta, Zygnematophyceae, Desmidiales, Closteriaceae.